UCAUAUGUUUUCUUUUUUUUUUUUUUUGCCUCGUUGGAGCUUUUCACUUUAGCGCUGCACCUCUCUUUCUCUCUCCUCCAUUGAAGCGUAUUCUGAGUUCUCCAUUGAAGCGUACUUUGAGCUCUCUCUCCUCCAUUGAAGCAGUAUCUGAGGUGGGUAUCUAGAAGAUCGUGUGAGUGCCGUGGUCAUUGUUUGGCUAUUUAAGAGUGACUAGUAGAUAAUUGGGAGUGUUACACUCUCCUCCACUCCCCUCUCUAUUCAAAGUUUCUGAAAAUGAAGUUGACUGUCAAGACUCUGAAAGGAAGCCAUUUUGAGAUUCGAGUUCUGCCCAAUGACACUAUUAUGGCGGUGAAGAAAAAUAUUGAAGAUGUGCAAGGGAAAGAUAAUUAUCCCUGUGGGCAGCAGUUACUAAUUCAUAAUGGGAAAGUCUUGAAAAAUGAAACAACCUUGGCAGAGAAUAAGGUUUCUGAAGAUGGCUUCCUUGUGGUCAUGCUCAGCAAGAGCAAAACAUUAAGUGCGGGAGGAACUUCAAGUGCCCAGUCCGUACAGCCUACACCUAAUCCUAAUCCUGCUCCUAGUCCUAGUCCUAGUCCUGCACCUAGCACUACGGCUGCUGCUGCCCCACCCGAAGUACAGAUGGACUCAAAGGGUGCAACUGAUUCAAAUGCUCAAAAUUCCAAUGCACCCACUGAUACCUAUGAUCAGGCGGCUUCUAAUUUAAGUGCCGGCAAUAAUCUGGAGCAGACCAUACAGCAAAUUAUGGAUAUUGGCGGCGGCGGUUGGGAUAGAGAUACAGUUAUCCGUGCUCUUAGGGCCGCUUACAACAAUCCUGAACGGGCUAUAGAUUAUUUGUAUUCUGAAAUUCCACACACCGCAGAAAUUGUUGAGCCAGUGCCACAGCUUCCAGCAGAUCUGGGGAACACUGCAACAGAAAGCGGGACGGAUCCUGUUUCUGGGGCACCAAAUGCUUCUCCUCUAAAUAUGUUUCCACAGGAGUCACUCUCUGAUGCGGCUGCUGGUGGCUUAGGAUCACUUGAUUUCCUCAGAAACAAUCAGCAGUUCCAGGCAUUGCGCAACAUGGUGCAAACGAAUCCUCAGAUUUUACAGCCAAUGCUUCAGGAGCUUGGAAAGCAAAACCCAGAGCUUUUAAGAUUGAUUCAGGAUCACCAUGCUGAGUUUCUUCAACUCUUAAAUGAACCUCUUGAUGGCUCUGAAGGGGAUAUAUUUGACCAGCCUGAGCAGGAUCUACCCCAUGCGAUUAGUGUCACGCAAGAGGAGCAGGAGGCUAUUGAACGGCUGGAGACAAUGGGUUUUGAUAGAGCACUAGUCAUUGAAGCAUUUUUAGCUUGUGACCGAAGUGAAGAACUAGCAAUUAACUACUUGUUGGAACAUGCUGAUGACAAUGAAGAUUAGACAGGAGGUAUAUUUGGUUACUGAUCUUUGAAUUGCUGAUUGUAGGGAAGUAUACUUCGGUUAGUUGUCACCAUCUGAUAUAGUAAAGCUUUGAGAACAAAAAUGGUUUGAGUAUCAUUGGUGGAUAAUCCACUCUGUUUUGGCAAUUUUUUUUCCUUCCCCAUUUUUUUACCUAGUCUUUUUUCCUUCCGGUUCUUUUAUCUCCAUUUAUAAUGUUUUCCCUGGCUUACAAAUUAAAGGUUAUUGUUUGCAUUUGGGAUUACAUGUAAAAUUUUAACAUAUUGUUGAAAUGCGUUGGUUGCUUAUAGUAGUGCAGCCUACUAAAUUAUUUGGGAAUCCCUGUUCAGCCUCU
Molecule: messenger RNA, 1765 nt
Organism: Chenopodium quinoa (quinoa)
Lineage: Eukaryota; Viridiplantae; Streptophyta; Magnoliopsida; Caryophyllales; Amaranthaceae
Product: ubiquitin receptor RAD23b-like
Exons: 14
Coding region: 274-1413 (379 amino acids)
Biological process (GO): nucleotide-excision repair; proteasome-mediated ubiquitin-dependent protein catabolic process
Cellular component (GO): nucleoplasm; cytosol
Molecular function (GO): damaged DNA binding; polyubiquitin modification-dependent protein binding; ubiquitin binding
Source: RefSeq, a predicted model, not a curated record